Messenger RNA from Pecten maximus, 1547 nucleotides. RefSeq lists its product as uncharacterized. Lineage: Eukaryota; Metazoa; Mollusca; Bivalvia; Pectinida; Pectinidae. The record is from RefSeq and is a predicted model, not a curated record. Gene Ontology annotation, molecular function: oxidoreductase activity. Bases 98 to 1222 code for a protein of 374 amino acids. The transcript has 3 exons.
UGCCUUAAACUUUUGUUUUUGUUCCUUGUAAGUUUCUGGGCCGACAUCACUUAAUGACCGUAUAGCUAUCGUAGGUGCUGGACCAUCCGGAAUACAUAUGGCGUACACACUCAUCAAAGCCGGAUUUAAACAAAUUACCGUUUUUGAAAGCUCCGACUAUAUUGGUGGAAUGUCUAGAUCUAUUUAUCAUCGAAGAACACCUCAUGACAUGGGGGCUUAUAAUAUUCACAGUGGCUAUGAUGAGCUGUAUAAACUCAUUAAUGAGUUCGACGCCGGUGUCCCGAUCCCUGGACCGGAACCUAAUCUUUGGGUAGACAGGAAAAGUGGAUCAAGACGCAAAUUUAUCAUGAGUAAGUAUCAAUAUUGUAGUGCCGUAGCUGAACAACUUAAGCCGGGUAUCAACGACAGCGAAGUAUUUACAACUAUUUUUGCAGCAUUGACAAAGUAUAAAACACUUCAUCAACAAUUAUUUGGAAUAUACAAAGGGUCACUAAUGCCUCGGCCAAGCAAGAAAGUUCUAGCUUCUCUCAACAUGACAACCUUGGAGUUCCUGGAACUACAUGAUAUAGAAAUACUGAAGUGCGUGUUAGGGGUUGGUAUGACGGCCCAGGGCUAUGGGCAUUUAGAUGAAGUGUCAGCAAUCUAUGGUCUAAUCUGGAUGCAUCCAACAUAUAUGGCACAGUUGGUUUUAAACCCGGAAUCUUCGUUCAAUCAAAUUCUUUCUAAAGGAUACCAGUUCAUCUGGCAGGAAAUUGUUAGACAGUUAAACAUAGAUGUACGUCUCUCUAGUCCGGUCACAAGGAUCGUUCGAGAAGUCAAACCCAGAAGACGGUUUGAUGUGACUUAUAGUCACUGUUUCGGGGGGAAAACUGAGACAUUUGAUUUUCUUAUAUUGAGUCCUACAAUGAAUUCGUUGAUUAAAACUGUUAAUUUUAACAAAAAGGAAAAUAGACUAUUUGAGAAGACCACACAUGGAUACUUGGCCACGUCAUUGGUUGAUACUACAUAUGGAAAGCGUAGAAGCAGUAGUCCUCACAAAUACCAUAUCGAUAACAUUCUCAGUAAAGUUGACAACAAGGUGGUCAUGCAAAGAGACACCUAUUCAUCUAUGGCCCAACACAAAGGUCGGAAUUAUACUGCAGGUCUAUAUCCUGGAGGUUUGGAUGGCAUAAAGGAACACAGUACAGUGUAUUAUCAACUGGGUUCGAAGCCAUGUCACUAGAUUCUUGAGAAGAGGCUGCGCAGACAUAUCAACAUUGUUGAAAAAGGAAAAGUCGGUCAAAUAAAAGAACAGAUAAUAUGGUCAUAUUUCCCGAGGUAUUCCGUUCAGGACAUGGCUAAAGGGGUGAUAUGGGAUAUCCUAAAAAUGCAGGGCAAGUAUGGAAUUUGGUAUAUCGGAUCGUCAGUGUCUUUUGAGUCGAUUGACAGCGUUCUUGGGUACAAUAAAUUGCUAUUCCAACUCUACACUGUACCAAACCUUUGAUUCAAACGAAAAAUAGGCGUUUAAUUAUUUUAUCAAUAAAGCGUUGCAAUGGAUUUAUUUGGUA